Pieris macdunnoughi is the source of this 990-nucleotide messenger RNA. Lineage: Eukaryota; Metazoa; Arthropoda; Insecta; Lepidoptera; Pieridae. The record is from the annotation of a GenBank genome assembly.
AUGAAAGACAACAUUGAAUUUUACGUUGAGUUUAUUGCAGAGGUUGAAAAAAACCCUGUAUUAUACAAUCACACGCUCAAUGAUUAUAGUAACAGACGGUUUACAGAAAUUAUUUGGACUAAGAUUGGCGAAAAAUUCAAUGAAAAGAGUGAUGAUUGUAAGUCCAAAUGGAAAUCCAUACGUUCAGCCUACUUACGAUCUCUCAAUACAAAAUCUAAAAGUGGGUCCGCUGCUGGGUUGAAAAAGGAGUACUAUUUAGCGCCAUAUUUGAAAUUUCUAAACCCUUUUACAAAAAACCGACCACAAGAGGGUAAUUUACCAGUACAAGAAGAUGAACAACGUUCUGAACAUGAAUCCCAAUCUCAUGAAUCUCAAUCCCAGAUUGAGGAAACUUCAAACAAUGUUCCCGAUUUCACAUCUGCCGAGGAAGAUUCACUGAGAAAUGAAACGCCUGCAGCUGGUUCGUCUGUACCCAGUCCCCAUUCUUCGAGCUCAAUACAGACUCCUCAACCAUCAAAAUCUCGGAAACACAUGAAUGAAGCAGACAGAUGUACUAUUGAAUAUUUUACACUAAAAAAACAAAGACUGGAAAAUAAUCAACGAUCUGAGAAACAACCAAAAAAUCCAUGUGAAAUGUUUCUUUUAAGUUUAGUUCCACACAUGACAUCCAUGUCCCAGCAACAGCAAUUAAGCUUUCAAAGAGGGGUACUGGACUUAAUAGAAAACAUUAAGUACAGGCAGCUACCACGUCGAUCAUUGGAUACGAGUUCGUCAAAUUCAAAUUUAUCAACAUUUUAUACAAAUUUUUCUCAAGUUCUAAAUGAUGACCGUCCGUUGCAAAGGGCAACCGAGAUUGCUCAAUCAGAAUACCAGCCCUCGCAAGCACCAUGUACAAUUCUUCAAUCAGAUGAGUCACCUGCACAACAAUCAAACGAGACUCCUCAGUCUGAAAGUCAAUUUUUACUUAAUAUCUUACAUACCUUAAAGUGA